UUCCAUUUCAUUCCAUGCCAUGCCAUACCAUGCUAUGCCAUUCCUAUGCUAUGUGUUGGUUCCUGUUACUGGUUAUUUUUAUUAUUUAUGUGCAUUUUGAUGCGGAUGGCCAGUUGUAGUUGCUUUAUGUGUUAUAUUUAUUUUUAGUUGCAAUUUUGUUCCUGUUUUGUUUUGCGAAAAAUACAAUUUUUCAUACCAGAGCCGAAAAAGUUUGUUAUUGAAGCAGAGCAAGAGUCGGUUGUGGGUAGAUGUGGCGAGAGGUAGAGGUAGAGGUAGAAAGAGUUACAUUUUUGCGUAUUUUCGGUUAUAAAAUUGUAAUGCAACGGCAGCUGACAAAAGUUUUGAGCAUCAGCUGACUUUUGUACAGCAGAAGUUUUACUUAUAUACCAGUAAUACUCUGUCUUUAUUUAGCUAUAUAUAAUGUAUACAUACAGGCUUAAUUAGCUGUAGAUCUGCCAAGAGUUGAGCCAUCAAUUGAAGAUGCUCAGCGUUGCGCACAGUUGCAGCUACAUUUACAUCGUUUGCAGCUUUGCAACUUUGCAGCUUUGCAUCUUUGAGCUGCAACUGUGCACGACGAGCGCCCAUUAGGGCAGCUUUAAUUUCCGCCUCACACAUGGUGGAUAUAGCUUUAUCUAUAUAGUUCCGAUUAACGUAGCGAAGCGCUGGCCUGCCUUAAUGAGGCGUCUGCUUGCCGUUGAGGCUGACGUAACGCACGCACCAGGCAGACCAUCAGCCCUGCCCCGCCCCCCAUGGCUACCGCUUCUGGCCAACUGUGCAUUGUGUGUAAAUUUGUUACCAUUUUUUUUACAUUGCUGCUGUCGUUGUUGUUGUUGUUGUUCGGUCUCUGCGUGUGUUUGCUUGCCUCGUAUUGCACAUAAAAGGUAAUUUCUAAUUUGCUGGUGUUUUAUUGUUUCUUGUGCGCAGUUUUAUGGAGGUGCCGGCAGUAGCAGCAGCAACAACAACAACAACAACAAACAGCAAAUGCCGACUUAUGCAACAGCUCACAUUUGGGCCCAGACCCAGGCAGCGAUGCGGCAGAGGCAGCGACGCAUGCGCUCAAAUUACAUGGCAGCUGUUGGCACUGCCACUGCGACUGUUGCUGCUGCUGCUGCUGCCGCUGUUGAAGAGCUGGCUCUGCUCGUAAAAGCAUAACGGCGUUCAUUAAUCAUGCAAUCCACGUCCAAACGUAACGAAAACCUAAACGUAAACGAGGCUAGAACCAAAAGCGUCUAGAAAAACUCUUCCAAUCGACAACUGUUGCCAAUUAGCAGCAACAUGCAAAGCGCAUUUGCAAAUGGCAACAGCAUCAACAACAACAGCAGCAGCAGCAGCAUCAGCAACAGCCACGGGGUAGCACCAGCUAACAAACAAAAAAUGAAGCCAAAGAGCGCUUGUUUUUUCCGCUAGCCAUAGAUUUGUCUAAGCUGCGGAGCUUACGAUUAGAUUAUAAAGUCUGAACUCUCCAGCCAGAUGAAAUAGGGGCUAUAUAUAAACUUGAUUGGCCAGCUAAUUGCCUGAUCAGUUGAUGGAGGGCAGAAAGCAACCAAAGCCGGAAAUGUACCAUAAAAAAGUUACAAUUAUAGAAGUAACUAACACUAGCAGUUGAUAGCAUUGCUAGAACAACAAGAGACUUUGGCGAAAUAUCUCAUGCUAUGUAAAAUCUUAUUGGAAAAUCCACAACUGCUGCAUUCAUUCAGUAUAAAACUAAGCCAAGUAAAUUCCCUCGUAGUUAUUCUCAUUUCAAGUAAGGAAAAUUGAAGACUUCUAUCCUAUUUCAUAAAAUGAAUUAUAUUUUUAAUCUGCCUAUAUUCUAUUCCCAUUUCACUUAACCUAACUUUAGAGAGCAAAAUUUCUGUGCAAGCCCAAGACAUGCGAUAUUUAAUUAGCAAAAAAAUAGGUAAAAACAAUUUGAGUUGAUCCUGUUUGCAAGUUAUAUAAGAUUUAGGCCAUGUGCUAUGAAGAGCUCUUAAUAAUCACCUUUUUCCGUUACCAACUACAGUUUAGCACCUUUUUGUAAGACACCAGUCACUGACCUGGAUUGCCCAUAGCUGUAGCCACAUCAACCCACUCAAACCUGGCAAAAAUGGGUCACUUAUCUACCUGUCAGCCUAAAGCUACCUGUCAGCCUUUAAAUUCUGUCUGCCAAUGCAGAAAUUGCAUCAUUUGUUGAGCGACACGCAACGAAAGUGUUUCACACUGUGAGAGCAAAAAUAAAUCUACUCAAUUGACAAAUUAGACAGCUGACAAUGUCCGAGUUUGGGAGCAGAAGCGGCAAUAGAAUCAUGGAGAGCCUGGGCUAUGCCCUGUACUUGCACUGCCAGGAGCUGAGGCGCCCGAAGCGCUGCCGUCGCCUGAUGCGCGUGGCCAGCACCAAGCUGCAGCUGACCAAUGAAUUAAUCUGGCAGCAACGUUGCCAAUGGCAGCUGGCGGCGCCGAGCUAUCAGGAGCGCAGCGCACUGAAUCGUGAACGUCAAUAUCGCGACAUACUCGAGCAAAAUAUGCAGCGCCAGCAGCUGAAGCAACAGCAACAGAAGCAACAACGGCUACAGCACGCAACACGCUCGAAGCUCGAGGCUGGAAGCUCAAACAGCAUCCAGUUUAAGAUAGAUUAGUUGCAGCGCCGCGGCGUUUACGUUAAGAUCUCCGAGUUAAAGCGAUAUGCAAUAAAGGCGCAUAAAUCAUCAAAGAGCAACUGCUGUGGCUGCUGCUGUUGCUGCUGCUGCUGUGGCUGAGCCAGCUCGCUGGGUGUGAACGAAAAACAAGCCAAAGUGUUUGGCUUCUGACACCGUCGACGUGCACCAGGGGGCGACUUUUCGGGCUGAGCGCAAAGAAAGUGCAACAGCAACUAACUGCAGAGCCACAGCCAUAGCACAGCCACAGCCACAGCCCCAGCCACAGCUAGAGGAACAAGAACAACAGCCGCAACUGGCAAGUUUUUCAAUUUCCUGCAGCCAUUAUGCAGCGGCUAAUAGAGCGGAGAGUGUGACACGGUGCAAGUGGAAACGAACUUUAGCAGCAGAAUAUGGGCAGGGGCAUAGGAAUAGUAGCAAUAAAGUUAACUUUAAGUGUAUUUAUGGGAAUAUUCAAUUUGAAAUUAAAAUGAGAAAAAUAAUUUGAUAUAUCUUAUUAUUUCAUGGUAUUUCUACAUUAAAACCUAGUCUCACAGACUAUAAUUACUUCACAGGGUAUAAUUACUUCAGAUGACUAAUAAUAGCUAUGCUAUUAUACCCCACAGCUCUUAUUUGAACUCCAGCCCAAUCACAAUAAAUAUAUCAAUAGUCUAUCGAUUGUUACACGAUUCUACCCUAUAGACAUAUUUCAUGUCUUUUAACAUCUAAUAUUACUAUACUACAAUUCUCAUACUUAUUAUCGCCAAAUCUUCUCUUAUUCUAUAUUACUUUAUUUAAUAAUUCAUAUUCUUAUUAUUUCGAACUGUUCUCUCAUUUUGCAAUCCCACUCACGCGCCCAUCUCUAGCAAGUACUUUUUAGUGGUUGCACUCGGUUAGUCGGCAAUUGCAACAGCUGCUCUGCUGGCCAUUGACGUUUCAAGCGGUUCUCGCACGGGCUUUUUUUCUCGCUUGAUUUGUCACUCACAGCCACGCAGCGGCACACGCACACGCACACACACACACACUUAGAUAGCGUACCCAACGGAAAAGUAAACCUGUCCGUCUGUCUCAGAACCGGUAACUGUUUUGCCAGGCGUUGCGGCGCUUUCUUUUUGCCCAAUGCCAACGGGCAAAGGGGCAUAUCGAGUCGGAGGCUUCGCUUUGUCUCUCAUCUUGGCACAGGCGCAUUUUUAUUUAGUUGCAAUACCUUUAGACCCACUAACACUCUCCCGCCCCGCUCCGCACCCA
Drosophila mojavensis is the source of this 3857-nucleotide messenger RNA. RefSeq lists its product as uncharacterized. The transcript has a single exon. The coding region runs from base 2247 to 2612 and encodes 121 amino acids. The record is from RefSeq and is a predicted model, not a curated record. NCBI's taxonomy places the organism in Eukaryota, Metazoa, Arthropoda, Insecta, Diptera, Drosophilidae.